Penicillium riverlandense is the source of this 5784-nucleotide messenger RNA. Its product is annotated as 1,3-beta-glucan synthase. Bases 1 to 5784 code for a protein of 1927 amino acids. Gene Ontology annotation, biological process: fungal-type cell wall polysaccharide biosynthetic process; (1->3)-beta-D-glucan biosynthetic process. The record is from RefSeq and is a predicted model, not a curated record. The transcript is spliced from 3 exons. Gene Ontology annotation, molecular function: 1,3-beta-D-glucan synthase activity. Gene Ontology annotation, cellular component: 1,3-beta-D-glucan synthase complex; plasma membrane. NCBI's taxonomy places the organism in Eukaryota, Fungi, Ascomycota, Eurotiomycetes, Eurotiales, Aspergillaceae.
AUGUCGGGCUACGCAGGAGGCCACUAUGAUGAUGGCUACGGCCAUCCUCAGGGUGACGCCUACUACGGUGAUGAACAUGGACAGGCGUAUUACGACCAUAACGACUAUGGCGAUGGCUAUUAUGACGCAGGUGGCUACGCCGAUCAAGGGUAUGCCGAUGGUGGAUACUACGAAGGAGGAGCAGGUCAUCAGGAUGCCUACUACGGCGACCAGUACUAUGACCAAGCCGGAUACGACCAGGGCGGACACACCCAGGGCCGGCGCGGACACGACUCGGAGGAGGAUUCCGAGACCUUCAGCGACUUCACCAUGAGAUCGGACACGGCCCGUGCCGCCGGUAUGGACUACUAUGGCCGUGGAGAUGAACGGUACAACAGCUACGGCUACGCAGACAGCCAGUACGGUGGCUAUGGCUACCGUCCGCCCUCAUCUCAGAUCUCCUAUGGUGCCAAUCGAUCUUCUGGCGCGUCGACUCCCAUCUACGGAAUGGAGUACGGCAACGCUCUUCCUGCCGGUCAGCGUUCGCGCGAGCCUUACCCAGCGUGGACCUCGGACGCCCAGAUUCCGCUGUCCAAGGAGGAGAUCGAGGAUAUCUUCCUGGACCUGGUGAACAAGUUUGGUUUCCAGCGUGACAGCAUGCGCAACAUGUACGACCAUUUCAUGACCCUGCUGGACUCGCGGGCCUCUCGCAUGACUCCGAACCAGGCUUUGCUCUCCCUCCAUGCCGACUACAUCGGCGGAGAGAACGCCAACUACCGACGGUGGUAUUUCGCCGCGCACCUGGACCUCGACGACGCCAUUGGAUUUGCCAACAUGAAACUCGGCAAGGCGGAUCGGAAAACGAGGAAGGCGCGUCGGGCCGCUAAGAAGGCUGCUCAACGAAAUCCGGAAAAUGAAGAGGAAACACUGGAGGCCCUUGAGGGCGACAACAGUUUGGAGGCGGCCGAGUACCGCUGGAAGUCGCGCAUGAACCGGAUGUCUCAGCAUGAUCGCGCUCGCCAAUUGGCUCUCUACCUGAUGAUCUGGGGCGAGGCUAACCAGGUGCGAUUCCUGCCAGAGUGCCUAUGUUUCAUCUUCAAGUGCGCCGACGACUACUAUACGACCCCCGAGUGCCAGAACCGAGUGGAGCCGGUCGAAGAGUUCACCUACCUGAACCAGAUCAUCACCCCGCUCUACCAGUAUUGCCGUGACCAGGGAUACGAGAUCAUGGAUGGCAAGUACGUGCGUCGUGAGCGCGAUCACAACAAGGUCAUUGGUUACGACGACAUGAACCAGCUCUUCUGGUAUCCCGAGGGUAUCGAGCGCAUCAGCUUCGAAGACAAGACUCGUCUCGUUGACGUUCCCCCUGCCGAACGAUGGCUGAAGCUGAAGGACGUGGACUGGAAGAAAGCUUUCUUUAAGACCUACAAGGAGACUCGUUCCUGGUUCCACCUGAUCACCAACUUCAAUCGUAUCUGGGUCAUCCAUCUGGGUGCCUUUUGGUUCUUCACGGCCUACAACUCCCCCACUCUAUAUGUCGGCAACUACUCCCAGCAGAUGAACAACCAGCCAGAGUCCUACAAGUUCCUGGCGGCUGUCGGAUUUGGUGGUGCCCUCGUGUCCUUUAUUCAGCUGCUCGCCACGAUCUGUGAGUGGCUCUAUGUCCCACGACGGUGGGCGGGUGCCCAGCAUCUGCGCAAGCGUUUCAUGUUCUUGCUCGCUGUCUUCGUUGCCAAUCUUGCUCCCGGCGUGUUCAUUUUCGGAUUUCUCUCGCUGUUGAAAAACCCGCAGAUCGAAAAGCCGGUCGGCCUCGCUGUCGGUAUCGUUCACUUUGUCCUCGCACUGUUUACCUUUGCCUUCUUCUCGGUCCAGCCAUUGGGUGCCCUGUUCGGUAGUUACAUGAAGAAGAACGGCCGCCAGUAUGUCGCCAGUCAGACGUUCACUGCCAGUUUCCCCCGGCUGAACGGUAACGACAUGUGGAUGUCAUACGGAUUAUGGGUGUGUGUGUUUGGCGCCAAACUGGCGGAGUCGUACUUUUUCUUGACUCUGUCAUUCAAGGACCCAAUUCGCAUUUUGUCACCUAUGCAGAUCCACGCCUGUACCGGUGUGCAGUUCAUCGGGAAUACGCUCUGCCACAAGCAGCCGCAGAUUCUGCUUGCUCUCAUGUUCUUCAUGGACUUGACCCUCUUCUUCCUCGACAGCUAUCUCUGGUACAUUAUCUGCAACACGAUUUUCUCCGUUGCCCGAUCAUUCUACCUGGGCGUUUCGAUCUGGUCCCCAUGGCGCAACAUCUUCUCUCGUCUUCCCAAGCGUAUCUACUCCAAGGUGCUGGCGACGACUGACAUGGAAAUCAAGUACAAGCCCAAAGUCCUGAUUUCGCAGGUCUGGAACGCAAUCAUCAUCUCCAUGUACCGGGAGCACUUGUUGGCGAUUGAUCAUGUCCAGAAGCUUCUUUACCACCAGGUUCCUUCCGAGCAAGAAGGCAAGCGAACUCUUCGUGCGCCGACAUUCUUUGUUUCCCAGGAAGACCAGUCCUUCAAGACCGAGUUCUUCCCGGCGGGCAGUGAAGCGGAGCGCCGAAUUUCGUUCUUUGCUCAGUCGCUUUCUACCCCUAUGCCCGAGCCUCUCCCGGUUGAUAACAUGCCCACCUUCAGCGUCCUCAUUCCGCAUUAUAGCGAGAAGAUUUUGCUGUCUCUCCGUGAAAUCAUCCGCGAGGACGAGCCAUAUUCUCGGGUCACUCUUCUAGAAUACCUGAAGCAGCUCCACCCUCAUGAGUGGGAUUGCUUCGUCAAGGAUACUAAGAUUCUCGCCGACGAAACUUCGCAAUUCAAUGGUGAAUACGAGAAAACCGAGAAGGAUGCCGCCAAGAGCAAGAUCGACGAUCUGCCCUUUUACUGCAUUGGUUUCAAGUCCGCAGCACCAGAGUACACCCUGCGUACCCGUAUCUGGGCUUCGCUUCGCUCCCAGACCCUGUACAGGACUAUUUCCGGUUUCAUGAACUACAGCCGUGCCAUCAAGUUGCUUUACCGGGUUGAGAACCCGGAAGUCGUUCAGAUGUUUGGUGGUAACUCCGAGAAGCUCGAACGUGAGCUGGAGCGGAUGGCCCGUCGCAAAUUCCGCAUCUGCGUUUCCAUGCAGCGCUACGCCAAGUUCAACAAGGAAGAGCACGAGAACACGGAGUUCCUCCUGCGCGCGUAUCCCGAUCUGCAGAUUGCCUACCUGGACGAGGAGCCCCCAAUGACCGAAGAAGAGGAGCCUCGCCUGUACUCAGCCCUCAUUGAUGGUCACUGUGAACUUCUCGACAACGGUAUGCGGAAGCCCAAGUUUAGGAUCCAGCUCUCCGGCAAUCCUAUUCUGGGAGACGGCAAGUCGGACAACCAGAAUCACUCAAUCAUCUUCUACCGCGGUGAAUACAUCCAGUUGAUCGACGCCAACCAGGACAACUACCUUGAAGAAUGCUUGAAGAUUCGCAGCGUCCUGGCCGAGUUCGAGGAGUUGACCACAGACAAUGUGUCGCCUUACACGCCCGGUAUCCCUACUCCUGACUCCCAUCCAGUGGCCAUUCUCGGUGCGCGUGAGUACAUUUUCUCUGAGAACGUUGGCGUUCUCGGUGAUGUUGCGGCCGGAAAAGAACAAACGUUCGGUACUCUGUUCGCGCGUACUCUGGCUCAGAUUGGUGGCAAGCUGCACUACGGACAUCCUGAUUUCCUGAACGGUGUUUUCAUGACCACCCGAGGCGGUGUUUCCAAGGCCCAGAAGGGAUUGCACCUGAACGAGGAUAUCUACGCUGGUAUGAACGCCCUCCUGCGUGGAGGCCGCAUCAAGCACUGCGAGUACUUCCAGUGCGGUAAGGGUCGUGAUCUUGGGUUUGGAUCUAUCCUGAACUUCACAACCAAGAUCGGCACCGGUAUGGGUGAGCAGAUGUUGUCCCGAGAGUAUUACUACCUUGGCACCCAACUGCCCCUUGAUCGUUUCCUGUCGUUCUACUAUGCUCACCCUGGCUUCCACAUCAACAACAUGUUCAUCAUGCUUUCCGUGAAGAUGUUCAUGAUCGUUCUUAUCAACUUGGGCGCUCUGAAGCACGAAACCAUUACUUGCAACUUCAACCCCGACAAGCCGAUCACCGAUCCUCUCCUGCCCACUCUUUGCGCUGAUCUUGUGCCGGUUAUCAACUGGGUGAAUCGUUGUGUUAUCUCCAUCUUCAUCGUGUUCUUCAUCUCGUUCGUACCUCUGGGUGUUCAAGAAUUGACCGAGAGAGGAGUGUGGCGCAUGGCUACUCGCUUGGCCAAGCACUUUGGCUCCUUCUCUUUCAUGUUUGAAGUGUUCGUGUGCCAGAUUUAUGCUCAUGCUGUGCACCAGAACUUGUCCUUUGGUGGCGCCCGCUACAUCGGCACUGGUCGUGGGUUUGCGACUGCCCGUAUUCCGUUCGGCGUUUUGUACUCCCGAUUCGCUGGUCCAUCGAUCUAUGCCGGUGCCCGCCUUCUUCUGAUGCUGCUGUUCGCUACCUCAACCGUGUGGACUCCAGCCCUGAUUUGGUUCUGGGUCUCUCUGCUGGCCUUGUGUAUCUCGCCUUUCCUUUUCAACCCCCACCAGUUUGCCUGGCACGACUUCUUCAUUGACUAUCGGGAUUACCUUCGGUGGCUCUCUCGUGGCAACUCUCGUUCCCAUGCCUCUUCCUGGAUUGGAUUCUGCCGCUUGUCUCGCACCCGAAUUACGGGUUACAAGCGCAAAGUGCUAGGCGUUCCCUCGGAGAAAGGCUCUGGUGACGUCCCCCGCGCUCACAUCACGAACAUCUUCUUCAGUGAAGUCAUCGUGCCCCUUAUCCUCGUGGCGGUGACCUUGAUUCCGUACUUGUUCAUCAACUCUCGGACCAUGUUCUCGAACGACAAAAAAUAUGCUACGGACGCCAUCGCCCGCAUUUUAAUCGUUGCUCUUGCCCCUGUUGCCGUCAAUGCUGGUACGGCCGGCGUUUUCUUCGGCCUGGCUUGCUGCAUGGGUCCUAUCUUCAGUAUGUGCUGCAAGAAAUUCGGCUCCGUGCUUGCUGCCAUUGCGCACGCCAUCGCUGUGAUCCUCCUGCUCGUCGUCUUCGAGGUCAUGUUUGUCCUCGAAUCCUUCUCGUGGGCACGGUGCCUGUCUGGCAUGAUUGCUGCGGCCGCCAUCCAGCGUUUCAUCUACAAAUUGAUCGUUUCUCUCGCCUUGACCCGAGAAUUCAAGCACGAUCAGGCGAACAUUGCUUGGUGGACUGGCAAAUGGUACAACAUGGGUUGGCACUCUCUGUCCCAGCCCGGCCGUGAGUUCCUUUGCAAGAUCACCGAGAUGGGCUACUUCUCUCUCGAUUUCGUCUUGGGCCACGUCCUCCUGUUCUUCAUGCUGCCGGCUCUGUGCAUUCCUUACGUCGACAAGUUCCACUCCGUCCUUCUGUUCUGGCUGCGUCCAAGCCGCCAAAUCCGCCCCCCUAUCUAUUCCCUCAAGCAGUCCAAGCUUCGCAAGAGACGGGUCAUCCGUUUUGCCAUUCUCUACUUCGUGAUGCUCUUCGUGUUCCUCGUUGUCAUUGUGGCCCCUCUUGUCUUGGGCCGCAUGCCCACCGUGAGCAACGGCUUCCUCCAGACACUGCGGAAAGCCGUUGGCAUGGAGGCACCUGGCUUUAUGUCCGGUACCAGAAUGGGGCUCCUGCAGCCCCUUGACGCCGCAAAAAAUGACACCGGUCAUUGGUACACCGGCAGCGGCCUUCCGCCAGGGUUCCAUUCGACUCACCUUCCGUCGCCAACAUUGCCUAGCGAUCCGUACGGCGUCUUGCGUGUGUGA